Messenger RNA from Colossoma macropomum (tambaqui), 809 nucleotides. Its product is annotated as adhesion G-protein coupled receptor G5-like. The record is from RefSeq and is a predicted model, not a curated record. Lineage: Eukaryota; Metazoa; Chordata; Actinopteri; Characiformes; Serrasalmidae. Bases 5 to 247 code for a protein of 80 amino acids. Gene Ontology annotation, molecular function: G protein-coupled receptor activity. Gene Ontology annotation, biological process: adenylate cyclase-activating G protein-coupled receptor signaling pathway. The transcript is spliced from 2 exons.
CGUAAUGGGCCUGUGCUGCACUCUCGGACUCACCUGGGGCUUCACCUUCUUCGCCUACGGAGCCCUGCGCCUCCCGUCCUACUACAUCUUCACCAUCCUCAACUCCUUCCAAGGAUUCUUCCUGUUCAUUUACUAUUACAAGACUAGCAAGUUUGUGGGGGACCAGUUGACCUCAGAGAAGACCACCAGCACCACCAUGGAGGCCACCAGCGUGGAGAACCCGUACGAGAAGCCGAAAACAUUUUAAAGUACAGAUCACUGGAUAAAAGAGGAGCAGCCAUCGGGAAGUGAUGCCACCUGGACUAUAUUCUCUGUUUGAGGACGACUGAAAUAUGGAUAACUCUAGGAGGCCUGUGCGAGUGUGCAGAUCUUCAGAAGCUUUAUGGGCUGAGUGGGACUUUUAAUUUAUAAUUCUACUGAAGGCGCCUAUGAAUAGCAGUGAUAGAAGAAUAGCAAAUUCCUUUACAUUUCCAUGAAAGCAGUCUCAGUUCCAGACAUCUACACACUCAAAUAAGGCAGCUCCAACUGGGAUGCGAUCUGAUUGGUUUAGACCACAGCUUUUAUGUUUCCCGCCAACAGUGCUGUAAGUACAACCUGUGGAGUUCAUAAACACACAUUGAUCUGUUUUAAAUUUUUCUUUAUAAUUUAACAUAUAUGACUGAUUUCAUUUAGAUUUUUUAAUUUAUUCAUCUUCUGUUAAUGUGUUUAUUAUGUAUUUAUUUCUGCUAACUCAAAUAUAGUCACAUGCGAAUGUUUUGGCAUGUGUUUUACUAAUUUCUGAAAAUAAGUUAACACACCCUCUAUAGAGA